GCUCUCUAUGUGUGUGCUGAGUAUGUGAAUUGAUCAAAGCUUUUUAGUUGAAAGAAAUUAUCAAGUAACUUCUUCUGACCUACAUAUAUAAAAUUUGAUUGAUUAUUUAUUUGGACAGAUUUGUCCCAUUGUAUUUCACCAUUUGACGCAAUUCUCUUGAUAGUGGUCAGCUCUAAUUCUAAUCUCUAGACGAUUGUCUCUCUCAGAAAUGUUUGUCCGAUAAUCACUUAAUAAAAAGUGUUCACUCACGCUUGGAGUGCGAUUUCGUGUUACGAGGAGCGUCUGUGUUAUCAACAAUCAAACAUAAAUAUCGUAUAAAUACUAUGAAGGGAUCGUCAUACAAGUUUAGUAGCUAACAAGAUGUCGAACCGAAAGUAUCUGGGCAUCGCAAUUGCUUUGCACUUGCUCGGCUGCUCAAUGGCCGGCAACAUCUUGGCAUUGAUGGGCAUGACAUCGCACAGUCAUCACAUCUGGAAUAGUGUUCUGCUCUACGAGCUAGCUGAAAGGGGUCACAAUCUGACCAUUCUCUCGGUGAAUUUGCCACGAGCCAAUGAUAAAGUGCCCGCCAAUGUUAACUACAUCUAUCUGGAACGUGCCUAUGAUUUCUAUACGGAUGAUAACGAUAAGAUUGACAUCAAUUCGUUUAUUGGCAUCGGCAGCUACGAAACUAUUCCCAUACUCUACAAGUUUGGCGUUAAAACCGCCGAGUUCAUUACACUUUCGAAGGGUCUGCAGCAGCUUCUGGAUUAUCCCGAUGACUUCAAGUUCGAUGUGAUCAUCAAUGACUACACGAUGGGUCCAUAUUUGCUGGGAUUUGUGCACAAGUUCAACUAUCCACCUGUAAUUGGCAUUACUGCCUUCCACAACAAACCUUUGGUGCUGGACUUUAUGUCCAAUAGUUAUUUCCCUGCCCUGAUUCCAUAUUAUUCCACCCUAUAUACCCCGAAAAUGAACUUUUUCCAACGCUUCGAUAACACGCUAAUCUUCGCCCUGGAUACAAUCUAUCGUCGACUGUAUUACAAUCCCAAACUCGAUGAGAUAAUGCGUCCGUUUUUCGGUGCUGAUAUGCCACCGCUCUCAGAGCUAGCUAAGCUGACAAAGAUCUCGCUGAUCAACACACAUCCUGCAACAGAUUAUGUAGAAUCUUUGCCACCAAAUAUCAUUGAAAUCGGAGGCAUGCAGGGCAGACCGGGAAAACCUUUGCCCACCGACUUGGAUCAGUUUAUGCGAGGAGGAAAACGGGGUGCAAUACUUUUCUCACUGGGCACCAAUAUGUUGCCACACAACGUGGACAGAGAGACGAAGCUGAAGAUUGUGGAGGCUUUCCGACAGCUACCGGAAUACAAUUUCAUUUGGAAAUUUGACAACGAGUAUCUAAAGGAUGUGAAAGUGCCACGCAAUGUUCUGGUCAGAGAUUUUCUGCCACAACGCGAUAUACUGGCGCAUGAAUCUCUGACACUGUUUGUAUCCCACUGCGGAGGAUUGAGCACACAAGAAGCCACCUGGCAUGGUGUGCCCUUAGUUGGCAUUCCCCUGUUUCUGGAUCAAUAUCGCGUAAGUUUACAGAGAAAACUUCGUAUAUUUCCAUACCCGCAGCUCUUUGUGCAGAAUCUCUUACAAACAAUCGGAUCUGGCGCCGCUGUUCAAGUUGACUACCUGAAGAUGACCACCGACAGUUUGGUUUCAGCCAUACGUGAGGUGACCGAGAACGAACGCUACUCAAAGGCCAUGAAACUACGCUCAAAACGCUUCCGUGAUAAUCCUGUGCCGCCACUCGAGUUGGCCGUGUGGUGGGUUGAGUAUUUGAUGCGUCAUCCGGAUCCUGUGCAUCUGCACUCUGAAGCCAAGGAACUGAACUACUUCCAAACACAUUCGCUGGAUGUGCUCGCUGUGCUGGCUUUGAUUCCACUUCUCAUACUCUAUGGAUUAAGUCGCUUUUGUCGUGGUCAAGGUAAAGAACAGCAGGCGAGAAAGCACCGCAAACGCGAUUGAACAGCGGGAAAGUAAGUCAAGGAUUUAGCUUUUAAAUAUGAUUUUUAUUUCGAUAUACAUAGCUAAAUAUACAAUACAUUUUGUUGUUAUUAUUACGA
Molecule: messenger RNA, 2090 nt
Organism: Drosophila albomicans
Lineage: Eukaryota; Metazoa; Arthropoda; Insecta; Diptera; Drosophilidae
Product: UDP-glucosyltransferase 2-like
Exons: 5
Coding region: 361-1992 (543 amino acids)
Molecular function (GO): UDP-glycosyltransferase activity
Source: RefSeq, a predicted model, not a curated record